AUGAAGAGUGAGGCCCUGCACUCGUCUAACCAGGGUAGUAUACCCAAGAAGCAGGUUGUUCCUGAGCCUACCCUUAGGCACGCCAAGGGUUGUACCUACAAAUAUUUUGUUUCCUGUAAGCCAAGAGACUUUACAGGAGAGAAAUGGGCAAUAGACUGUAUGAAGUGGUUAGAUGAGAUGGAAACGGUGAUAGAUAUUAGCGGUUGCGCUAAAGAGGACGUGGUUAUGUUUGUCUCCCAAUCUUUUAAGGGCGAUGUCCUUACAUGGUGGAAAGCACUUGUACAAUCCACCGGGAAGGUUCAUCUGUAUAAUCUGUCAUGGGAAAAGUUUGUUGAUCUGGUUAAGGACACUUAUUGUCCUCAGCACGAAGUAGAGCGCGUAGAGACUGAUUUUCUCACCCUCGUGAUGAAGGAUCUAGAUUGUAGAUCCUAUGUGACUAGUUUCAAUUCCAUGUCGAGGCUAGUACCGUAUCUAGUCACACCAGAGCCCAAGCGCAUUGCGCGUUUUAUUGGUGGUUUGGCCCCUGAAGUUAAGGGGAAUGUCAAGGCUUCAAAGCCAACCACCUACAGAUCCGUUGUGGAUCUAUCUUUAUCCCUCACUUUGGAUAUUGUGAGGAGUAGGGCGAAGAAGAAUUCUGAAGAGGGGAAGAGGAAGAGAGAGGAUGAUCAGUCCUCUCAGUCGAACAAGAAAGGAAAGGGGAACUCUGGUUCCAAGAAAGGGCAAACUGGUGAUAAGCCAAAGUGCAAGACUUGCCACAAGAGGCAUUUUGGCAAGUGCAACCGGGACCCAUAA
Molecule: messenger RNA, 792 nt
Organism: Helianthus annuus (common sunflower)
Lineage: Eukaryota; Viridiplantae; Streptophyta; Magnoliopsida; Asterales; Asteraceae
Exons: 1
Coding region: 1-792 (263 amino acids)
Source: RefSeq, a predicted model, not a curated record